CCGAGGCGAGGGGGAGGAGGAGGGAGAGGUUUGCGAGAGGGAGCGAGGCCGCACGAGCCGCCGGCGGUUCGUAUUACCGGGGUCGGGAGGAGGAGCCCAGCCGGGCCCGCGGAUCAGCGCCGGCCGGGCGGGAGGCGCGGAGGAGGCGGGCGGGAAGCCCGGGGCUGCGAAUUGGGGCGGGGGCGCCCUCCCACCUCCGCCGCCCUCCGUUCGGGCCUUGGCGGCCUGGCCUCACCUGCCCGGAGGCCUGGGAGCCACCAGUCGCCGCCGAGGGCCAGUCCCGGGGGCCGGCGGAGCGUGGAGGUGCGGACGCGAGGCGCGGGCCUCCGCGCGGAGGCCUGGACUGCGCGGCCAGGUGAUGGUGGGCCCCUGUGCUUCUCCAGAGGAAAGGGGACCCCCAGAGCAGCUGUGCCCCCAGGCUGCCCUAGCAAGGCGUUUGGACAUCAGCCCUUGGGAAGUCGGGCAGCUGUGAGUUUGCCUGUCUCCGUUAAGUGUCCUUAGGAUGCAGUGAUUAAGGAGUCAGGCUCUCCCUGCGGGAGGGGCCCUGCCUGCGCUGGUGAACUCGGUGCAGAGAAAAAGGACAGAAUGAUGCUUUCCGAGCAAGCCCAAAAGUGGUUUCCGACCCACGUGCAGGUCACAGUGCUCCAAGCCAAAGCUCUUAAGCCAAAAGGCAAAAGUGGCACCAAUGACACGUACACUAUAAUUCAGCUGGGCAAGGAGAAGUACUCCACCUCGGUAGCUGAGAAAACCCUUGAGCCAGUCUGGAAGGAAGAGGCCUCUUUUGAGCUGCCUGGUUUGCUAAUGCAGGGGAAUCCAGAGAAAUACAUCCUUUUCCUCGUAGUUAUGCACAGGUCCCUGGUGGGUCUGGAUAAGUUUUUAGGGCAGGUGGCCAUCAAUCUCAAUGACAUCUUUGAGGACAAACAAAGAAGGAAAACAGAGUGGUUUAGUUUAGAAUCCAGACAAGGAAAAAGAGCCAAAAACAGGGGUGAGAUAAAGGUCAAUAUUCAAUUUAUGAGGAACAAUAUGACAGCAAGUAUGUUUGACUUAUCAAUGAAGGACAAAACAAGAUCUCCUUUUGCAAAAUUAAAAGAUAAGAUGAAAGGUAGAAAAAAUGAUGGGACAUUUUCUGAUACAUCUUCUGCAAUCAUUCCAAGUUCUCACAUGCCUGAUGCCAAUACUGAAUUUUCAAGUAGUGAAAUACAGAUGAAAUCUAAACCAAAAAAGCCUUUCCUUUUGGGUCCUCAGCGACUCUCUUCAGCGCAUUCAAUGUCUGAUUUAACUGGGGCCCAUGUAUCCUCGGAGAAGCUGAAGUCUGGCACCAUUGCUCAAACGCAUCUUCUCGGACACCAGAUAGAUUCCUUUGGAGCAGUUCCGGAAAGUGGAAGUCUCAGAUCUCCACACAGAAGAACAUUAAGCUUUGAUACUUCUAAAAUGAACCAACCUGACAGCACUGUGGGUGAAGGUGAAUCGUCUUUCGGAAGACAAAAUGACCCAUUUACAAAUGUGACUGCUUCAUUACCCCAAAAAUUUGCAACACUGCCAAGGAAGAAAAAUCCAUUUGAAGAAAGCAGCGAAUCAUGGGACAGCAGCAUGAAUUUAUUUUCAAAAUCAACUGAAGUAAGAAAAGAAAAUAAAAGAGAAAAAAGGGAGAAAGUUAGCCUGUUUGAAAGAGUGACUGGAAAAAAAGACAGCAGAAGAUCUGAUAGACUUAACAAUGGGGGAUCUGAUAGCCCUUGUGACUUGAAAUCACCUAAUGCAUUUAGUGAAAAUCGUCAGGACUAUUUUGAUUAUGAGUCAACUAAUCCGUUUACAACAAAAUUCAGGGCUUCAAAUAUAAUGCCAUCUUCAAGUUUUCAUAUGAAUCCGACGAGUAAUGAAGACCUCAGGAAAAUCCCGGACAGCAACCCUUUUGAUGCCACUGCAGGCUAUCGUAGUCUGACCUACGAGGAGGUACUACAGGAGCUGGUAAAACACAAAGAGCUCCUUAGGAGGAAAGACUCCCACAUCCGGGAGCUGGAGGACUACAUCGACAACCUCCUUGUAAGGGUAAUGGAGGAAACGCCCAGUAUUCUCAGAGUGCCAUACGAACCAUCCAGGAAAGCUGGCAAAUUCUCCAAUAGUUAAUAAGCCAAUGGUACUGCAUUUAUAAUUGGGGAAAAAAGAAAGGAAGAAAGAGAGAAAAAAUAGAAGAAAAGCUUGUUACUGAGAGAGACCACACUAUCAGGUUUUGUUACAUACUCUCCUUCAUUGUGAAGAAUUGUUUCACCUGUAAAUAUUAUCAGGGACUAUCAAGAGUGACCUUUGAAGUGAGCUAAAUAAUUUAAACCUUUCAAGUGAAAAUGGGCCAGAUUCUCGUGAACAAGCAGUUCCUUAGGAUUCACUUAGGUGCUGGUGCCGGCCCACUAAUCUGCCAUAGGCCUAGAAGUAUCUUCAGAAGUACAUGACUUAUUCCUCAGGAACAGGUUUCUCAUCAAGCAGAACUGAUACUGUGGUUGGUUUCUCAGAAGUCAAUUUGUACAGAUUAAGCUGCAGGAAUACUGCUCAUUAUAAACACUACUAAAAAAAAAGUUCAUAUUUUAUAUACAUAUAUGUACAUGAAUAAUCUGUUCAUGUAUCUUUGUAUAUAAAAUACAUGCAUAUACCUCAUAUAUACAUGUGUUUUUAGAGAACUGGUUGCCUCUAAAAUUAGGAUACCAAUUAGGAUUUCUUAAUUUGAAAAUAUAUGUGUGCUCUAUCAAUGCAAAACAAAUCAUCAUUGCUACUAUGAUGGUUUGUUACACAGAAGCUGCUUCAAAUCACUCUUGACUAUGUGAACCUUGGUUUCAAAAUAAGCUGCUACUAUAUAUUAUUCCAGCAUCAAAUCUUUUCUCUUUUUCCAAAAGUAAUGAUCUAAAGCCCCUUUUUAAAGAACGAUGUAUUUUAGGAAACUUCAUUAACUUUGCAACAGCAUGAAUUUCUUGAAUUAAUUUUUUAUCUUAAUAUUUGAGUUUUGUUUGAGCUAUAAGCAGAAGAUAAGCAAACGUGAUUUGUUGAGAUUCUGAAUGUCUUUAAAAUAUUCAGUACUAGCAAAGAAAAUAUUAGGGAGUUAUAUCUGAAGAUAAUUUGGAGGGGGGCGGAAAGUAGGUGAUCAUUCUGAUGCCUGAUAAUCCAAAGCAAUGAACAAAUUCUAGGAAUGAAGAAUUAGGCUUGGUUUCAAGUUGCAUAAAUAAUGGAACAGAUGGUUGCAUUUGGUUUCUGAACCAAAAUAAGAGUUACUAAAGGAGGGGUGAGUUUUUAGAAUAGAUCUUUACUAGCACGACAUUUUACACUAUUCUACAGCCACCCUGGAAGAAUAAAUCAAUAUCACAAAAUUGUGUCAGCUUUGUUUUUAAGUCUGCUCCCCAAAAAUGUUGACUACUCUCAUGAAUUUUCUUUAUAUAUUUGUACAAAAUUAGUCUUUAAAGUGAAAAUGAUAUAAAAAUAUUACUAAUCAUCUGCUGAUUUUUUAACUUUAAAAGUCUGAAAUACAUACUAUGAAAUACUGAAUCUGUGUUUUCUAAAGGAAAUUUAAGAUGAAAAAUUCACCUGUAUAUGGAGACAUAUAUUCCCCAAUCUUUUACCAAAUGCAUUUCUGUCUAAUGUUUAUCUCUACUAAGACUUCAUUGAGAGUUAAAUACAAAGCACAUAUAAUAGUUUUGCUCAGUUUAAUAUUUUGAAUCAGAUAAUACUUGGCCAGGCUUAUAUUCACAAGCUAAAAUCCCGUAUUAUUUGUAUUUUUCUGAGUUUCUUCAGUUUUUCUAUGAGAGCAUAAAUUUUGAAAUUCUGAAAAUUCUUCUGAAAUACAAAAAAUUAAAUAAUUUUUAAUAGGAGACAAGGAAAAAUAGCUUUCACCAACUUUUUCCUCCACUUCUAAAUUUCUGUAAUAAACCUCACAAUCUGGUAUAGAAUUUUAUUUUCCCAUUUGAGGUCUUGGUAGUUCUUUUUAAUAUGGUGCCAUUUUUAGUUAACAUUUAUUAAAUGUUGCACAGUUCAUAGUAUUUGUUUUUUUCUGUUGUUAGUAUAACUGAGGCUCUUCUUAUACUUUUAAAAGUACUAAAGUCCAUGUGUUUGCAGUAUUAUGACAUUAUCUGCAGAUAUUUUAAUAUGCUUUGGCCAAAUUUACUCGUUAUAGAAUGAACCACGAUGCCAGUGUUGUACUGGGGAUAUGUUUUAUGUAAAUAGAGCUCAUGAAAAAGUAUGGUUAAGGGACUGCCGUUCUUUUUAUGAGGAAAUUCAUUUUUAAGGAGGAUUCUUUGCCUGUAUAAAAACUAUUAAGGAUUAGGCUUAUCCAUACGUUAAUGAUUUGGUUAUAACUGCAUCAGUAUUUUUAUCUUUAAUUCUGAGACAAGAAUUGUAUUGAAAACUGAAUCUGCAUUUAUCACUGCCCGAAAUGUUCUGUUCCGAUGUUUAUGAACUUUCUUUCACUCGUGACCUGGAAUCAAACUGACUAUAUAUAUAUUUUCAUAAUCAAUCGGUCAAUAUAAGGAACUAAAAACAAAAAGUAAAAAUGAGUUCCUAAGUAAACAUAACAGUGUUUCCUGUGUUUGUGGGCAGAAGUGCAAAUAGAGUAGUUUUAAUUUUUAGCGUUGUAGAAAAAAAGGCCAAAAGAUCACAUUAGUUUAUUUUUGCAAACUAGAACUUUUAAGUAUUCUAAUGGUAUAUUUCGUUAGUAACUUAGACAAGGAAAUAAAACAUAUGUACUCAUUAAAUAAAGUGCAGCACAAUAGACUUAUAGACAGAGUUUACUUUUGCUUUUACGCUUAAAAAAGGCAUGCUCAAAAAUAUUUCCACCAAUAAGAGGAUUUUUUUAAAUUGCAGAGUUUAUAAUAGUCUCAAACCUGUCUUAAGCUAACAUAC
Molecule: messenger RNA, 4875 nt
Organism: Balaenoptera ricei (Rice's whale)
Lineage: Eukaryota; Metazoa; Chordata; Mammalia; Artiodactyla; Balaenopteridae
Gene: RAB11FIP2
Product: RAB11 family interacting protein 2
Exons: 5
Coding region: 586-2124 (512 amino acids)
Biological process (GO): regulated exocytosis
Cellular component (GO): endosome; phagocytic cup
Molecular function (GO): small GTPase binding
Source: RefSeq, a predicted model, not a curated record